This is a messenger RNA of Wickerhamiella sorbophila, 2385 nucleotides long. Its product is annotated as N-alpha-acetyltransferase 16, NatA auxiliary subunit. Gene Ontology annotation, cellular component: cytoplasm; NatA complex. The record is from RefSeq and is a predicted model, not a curated record. Gene Ontology annotation, molecular function: protein-N-terminal amino-acid acetyltransferase activity; protein binding. Gene Ontology annotation, biological process: N-terminal peptidyl-methionine acetylation. Lineage: Eukaryota; Fungi; Ascomycota; Dipodascomycetes; Dipodascales; Trichomonascaceae. Bases 1 to 2385 code for a protein of 794 amino acids. The transcript has a single exon.
AUGUCACGAGCACCAUCGGACAAAGAUGCCACCGCAUUUAAGGCGGCCAUGAACAUGUACGAGGCCAAAAACUACAAGAAUGCUCUUGUGGAAGUCGACAAGAUCUUGAAACGCAGCCCUACGUAUGGCGAUGCUCUGUGUCUGAAGGCGUUGGUUGUUUACCAUCUAGAUCGACGAGACGAAUGCCUGCAGUUGGUUCUGAAGGGCACUAAAGAGGCCCCAAAUAGCGCUGUUGCUUGGCAUAUGGCUGGUAUCUACUAUAAGCUGGUCAAGAACUAUCCUGAUGCCUUUAAGGCUUAUUUGAAGAGCUUCCGUUUGAAAGGCGACAACAUCAGUGUGCACCACGAUCUGUCUAUGCUGGCUAUACAACAGCGUCAACUCGGGCCUCUGGACGAAGUUCGCCGCACUAUGCUCUCAGGUGGGUUAACCAUUCAUUUAGUUUGGAUCAAUCUGGCUGUGGCACAGUACUUGUUACGUGAAUACUCUCUUGCCAUCGCGACCCUGGACCUGUUUGGUAAACUGAUGGACAUUGAGGCCCAGCAGGAACCCAGUGGCCAAAAGGCCCCUCUUGCUAUCCAAAUUGAGCGCAGUGAAAUGCUCCUGUUCCAAAAUCUGUGUUUUGAAAAAAAAGGCGACUACAAGGCCGCUCUUGACGAUCUUGAAAAGAAUAAGGCCCAGAUCCGCGAUAAACUUGCUUACCAGGAGAAGCGUGCAUGGUAUUUGGCCAAGCUUGGUCGUAAAUCCGACGCGGUUCAAGCCUACCGUGAUCUCAUCAAGCGCAACCCUAACAACGCCUCCUACUAUGCGAACUUGGAAGCGAUCCUUGAAAUUACUGGCUCUAAAAGUCAGCGCGCGACAUUUUAUCGCUCUUUGGCUAAAAAGUAUCCGACUGCUGAAGUCCCCAAACUUGUUCCCUUGUCGUUUUUACAGGGCGAUGAGCUGCAUGCUCAUCUCAAAGACUAUGUUGCCGCCAAACUGAAGCGGGGCGUGCCUUCAUGCUUUGCAUUUGUCAAAGAUGUUUACCGUACCAACUACGAUAUCUCCUUGAAAGUUGGUGAUGAAAUCGCAGCUGAGUCGGAUCCGGAAGACGCCGAGCUUCAGACCGUCCGGGCCAUCUUCAUUGCCCGUCACCUCUCAUAUACUAACCGUCAUUCCGAGGCAUUGAAGGUUAUUGAGAAUGCCAAACUUCCUGAGAUGGCCGAGCUUGUUCUUGCCCAAGCCAAGGUGCUGUCUCGUCAAGGAGAUUUUGCAACCGCCGCUCUAAUUCUCGAGAAAGCCGCUAACCGUGAACCGGGUGAUCGUUUCUUGAAUGCCAAAGCUGCCAAGUAUGCUCUCAAGGCCAAUGAUGUGGCCAAGAGUGUUGAAAUUGCUUCAAUUUUCCCCAUCGCCGGUAUGCACACUCUUGAUGGUAUCAAGCAUCUGACGGAGCUUGAAUCUGUUGACUACCUUGCUCCCUUGGCAGCUGCCUAUUCGCGUGUCGCUGACCAUGGAAUGGCGCUCAAGCGUGCCGAAGGAGUGGUAUCUGUAUUCGAUACCUACUGGAAAGACCAGUAUGAUUUCCAUUACUACGGACCCCGUCGCGGAAGCGUCCGGGCAUAUUUGGACUUGCUGCAGUGGGAAGACUCGCUCUAUUGCCACCCCCGUUAUUUACAGGCUGUCGAGGUAGCGGUUAAAGAGUACAUUGCCCUGGCGACUGGCGAGGACGACGGCGUAGACGCUGAGACCAAGGCUAAGCUUAAAACCAAGCGGGCUAAUUACAUCAAGAAAAUGGAAUCUGAGCCUCCAUUUACUCCCAAGGGAUUCGAUAAACCUGAGGAACGUGAUAGCGAUCCUUUUGGCCGCGAGUUCCUCGACAAAAAGGCGCCCCUGGACGAAGCCCUGCGGCUGUGGCAACCCCUUGAGCAGGCACGUCCCACCGAUAUUAAAACAUGGCAGCUUGCAUUUGAAAUCUACCUUGCACAGAACAAGUAUGUGUUGGCCAUCCAGUCGCUCAAGAAAGCCAAAGAUCUAGGUGCACCCUCAUCGUAUCUUGCAUAUGCGGGCGCCAAAGCCCGACACCAAUUGGAAUUGGAUGAGACUGCCCUUGAGGUCAUUCGUAACCUGCAAUUGAAAAUGUUGCCUGCCAUUGCUCCCGAAGCUGUCGUCACUAUGGGCCUUGUUGAGUUUGUUGAUAAAUACGUCGCUCGUGAGCGUCUUCUAUGGGCAGACGCCCGCCACUUUUUGGGCAAAACGGACACGAUCGUCAGCGUUCUUGCCACUGAGAUUGCUGGUGACAUCGAUCAGUGCACACAGGCGGCCCUUCAGCUGGCUAAAUGGCGGCUGGACUCUACGGAAUUCAACAAAGCAGUCAAGGCCAAGUGGCCGAGAGCAAGCUUUUUAAAAUAG